AUGGAAAGUUUGUUUGUAAAGAAGACAACUCGUCGAUUCUCUGCCAUUUCUAUUGACCAAGUACACGAGCAAAAUAAUGCUCUUGUAAAGGGUGACGGUGGGGCUGUGGGUCUGACCGAGAAUCCUGCUGCUCUUCAUCGCUGGAUGGUGUCCGGUCCUGAGAUGGCUAGACUGAUCCAAGAGUUUGAGAUUUCCACCGACAAGAAGAAAACUACAGAUUUACGCCAUCACGAGGACACAGAACAUGCGCAGACUGCAUUUAACCGCGAUGUAUGUAGCUUAGUUAACACCAUUGACCAUUUUGGAAAUCCGUUCUGUGAAGAUAGCUGUGAUCUUCUUGUACUUGACAACAGGAAUAUUGCUGAGAAAGCCAUUGUUGAAAGUGUGUUUUAG
This is a messenger RNA of Paramuricea clavata, 393 nucleotides long. The record is from the annotation of a GenBank genome assembly. NCBI's taxonomy places the organism in Eukaryota, Metazoa, Cnidaria, Anthozoa, Malacalcyonacea, Plexauridae.